Molecule: messenger RNA, 1193 nt
Organism: Cyprinus carpio (common carp)
Lineage: Eukaryota; Metazoa; Chordata; Actinopteri; Cypriniformes; Cyprinidae
Product: transmembrane protein 233
Cellular component (GO): membrane
Source: RefSeq, a predicted model, not a curated record
UUGCUUCAGCGUCCUGCACACAUUCUCUCUCUCUCCCUCUCUGAAGUGGGAUAGUGUUCAGCCCGGGUGGUAAUUAGGUCAUAAGCCAUCUCUGACUCACUCAACAUCUCAUCCAUCGCCUUUCACACUUACCUAAUCAUCUGAAAUCCCCCAUGAGUGUCUUCAUGAGCUCUUGCCUUCUUGUUUCUCCUCCUGUCUUCCAUUCAGUUUCCUGAUCUUCUCCACACGGCUCUUGUAAAUGUUCUCACCAUCUCCUGCUCCUUCUGAACUCCGCACCGCUUGACACUCCUGCAUCAUGAGCCCUGGUCUUCAGCGGUCGGAUGGAAAGGCAAACCACUCUAUGGAUGGGAGUUUGGACCACAGUUUUGGAAGGUGUGCUGAGGCGCAGGGGGCACCACCACUGAAAAAUUACAUUUUUUUGACUAUUUUCACUUGCUUUUGUCCAGCGUGGCCUAUUAACAUUGUGGCAUUGGUCUUUUCUCUAAUGUCUCAAAGCAGUUAUGAUGCAGAAGACUAUGAAGGAGCUCAGCGGCUGGGGAGAAAGGCUCUUCACAUGGGAAUCGCUUCCCUAGUCAUUGGCCUUGUGAUCAUAACGGUCUUCUGUGUUGUACACAUCACCACGAUUGCAAUCUGAUAGUGGAGAAACCAGUUUGACAGGAAGACUACACUGUAAAUUGGUGGUGAUCAGUUCCGGUGAACGCCAGAGGACACUGUGAGCUACACCCAGAACUUGGUUCACUGUGGUGGCACCAUGAGCUUGAACCAUCCCAGGUUUAUAAGUAAUCAAUAUUUUCAAAUGGAAUGUAUAAGUGGGUCUGAUUUGCUCAAAGCAUGGCCAAGAAUCCAAACUACAAAAAAUCUUACACUAAAAGUCACUUCAUAUUCAUACCAUCUCAGAAUGAUGUUGUUUAUUUCCACAGGCAGUACAACUGCAUUUGUACGUCUGUAUUUGCUGAGUAUCAUGACACAUCAAGUAUUGUAAAUGUGUAGUUUAGUGGUGUACAUUGUAUUUGUCCUAAAGCAUAAAAGGAUUGCUUGCACCUAAAUAACUGAUGCUUUUACAGAGAGAAAGAGAGAAAAAAUUAAAUAAAACAUGUUAUGUUGUAUGGGUGAAUGUAAAAUGACAGGAAGUAUGAUCAUUUUUUAUGAAUUUGAAUAAAUGUGCAAUGUAUGAACUGACUCAAUACACUAAA